AUGUCCUUUGUGGUUCGCGGACGAGGCAUGGUGGGUGCUGUGCCCGGAGCCUCGGCUGCACCGCAUCUGGUCUCCUCAAACAAACUUCGGUUGGCCUCCAACGGUGAGAUCGACUUGGCGGACGUCAAUCUCGCCGACAUGGAUCCCGAAGUUAUUCGGCGCGAACUGAAACGUCUCUACACCGCAAUUGAAAUCUACAAGACAAAGGCUAUGCGCCGGGACAAUCCCCACAUUAGUAAACGACGUGGCGGCCGGAAGCAAAGGCGGUAA
Dibothriocephalus latus is the source of this 270-nucleotide messenger RNA. NCBI's taxonomy places the organism in Eukaryota, Metazoa, Platyhelminthes, Cestoda, Diphyllobothriidea, Diphyllobothriidae. The record is from the annotation of a GenBank genome assembly.